UACAGUUCACUGCUCCAUUCGUAACUGGAUUUAUCAAUACAUAUAUGUGCACAGUGUUUACAUUGUAGGAUGUGUGAACUAUAGAGAUGGAUUAGAAUGGGAUUUAUUUGUGUCUCAUUGGAGGGUUCAAUUGAUCAGUAAUACUGUCUGGUUCUACGCAGGACAUUUGGCUCGUGGGAUUAAUUGGAAUUAAUAAUUAAUUGGGGGGAUUAAGAUGGUGCAGAUGAAUUGAAUUGUUACCAUGGGAAAGCAGUAUCAUUGCGAUUAUUGUGACAGAUCGUUCAAGGAUAAUGCGGAAGUGAGGAAGAAGCAUUUAUCUAGUUUGCAGCAUGCCAAGAAUCAUGCCGAGCAUUACCGACAGUUUAAAGCCCCUGAAGAUAUUUUGAGAGAGGAAUCAGCGAAAAUAUCAUGCAAGAAAAUAACUUCAGAGAAUGGAUGUCCAUUCGGAACUAGCUGCAGGUUCUCACACUACACUGCUCCGAUGAUGUGGGAACUCCAGAGAAUCGUAUCGUUGAAGCAUCAGAAAGAGCUGGAGAAAUUCUCAUCAAACAUUCCGAAUCCAACGGAAAUCAUCGACGAAUUUUUCCAAGAUCCCCUGACCUCCACCGUAACCGAGAGCACUGAUCAGCCCAUCUGGAAUAUUCCCGCUGAACUGAAAAGCUGGCCGAAUCUGCCGCCAUCGUUGUGGCCAAUCACUCCGGCCAUUGUAACGGAUUCAAAUUUUCCGAAAUGGGGCUGACAACCUCUCCCACAAACACCUCCAAGGUAUCGAAGCAUAACUCAGAUAAAUGUUUCAUAUUUUUCAAAAUACAGAGAAAGAAUAAAUGAGCAAAAUCGUCAAAUAAAUCGUUAAUGUUUUAUAUUUUUCGAACUAGAGAAAAAGAAUAAAUAGUUUUACUCACAUGA
Molecule: messenger RNA, 906 nt
Organism: Diachasma alloeum
Lineage: Eukaryota; Metazoa; Arthropoda; Insecta; Hymenoptera; Braconidae
Product: zinc finger matrin-type protein 5
Exons: 3
Coding region: 242-739 (165 amino acids)
Cellular component (GO): U12-type spliceosomal complex
Molecular function (GO): nucleic acid binding; zinc ion binding
Source: RefSeq, a predicted model, not a curated record